This is a messenger RNA of Moneuplotes crassus, 1759 nucleotides long. Lineage: Eukaryota; Ciliophora; Spirotrichea; Euplotida; Euplotidae. The record is from the annotation of a GenBank genome assembly.
AUUAAAAUGGACCAAUUGGAACUUGACUACAUCACUGUCUUCCCUUACGGAAAUCAAAAUCUCCAGAAGGCAUUCUGGUUUGACCAAGAAGGCUUUGAUGCAGAGAGCAUGAUGGCCGACCCAGAGAGCUUUGACCCCAAAGGUACACUCUGGAAGAAAUUUAUAAAAACAUGAAAAAUAAAACUAAACUCUAAAACAAACUUUGCCUCUUUGUUUGAUGAAGAGGCAGGAUACUUGAUAGAUUCCUUUAGGGAUCUACUUAAACUGUUUAAGCUCAGAAAGCUUAGAAAGCAGGAACUAAUCUUAGCCUGUUUGAAUAAGAAACAGGCUGCUAAAUUCACUCAAAUAACUGAAGAGUACUUUCUCAGCCAACUGGUUGAGAGCGACUCAAGUCUCAACGCAGGAGUGCAUGUCAUUUGUAAAGAUACUAUAUAUGAGGAGGAAGCUGAAGCUCAACUAAAGAAUGUUAUCCUCACUCACAAGGACGUCUUAUUCUCAAUAGGGAUGCCAGAUUUACACCCAGGAAGGGGAUACCCGAUUGGGUCUAGUAUCAUUACCAAUGAAGUGAUAUAUCCACCUCUGAUAGGUACAGACAUUGGAUGUGGAAUGAGCUUUAUCAAAACUCCUAUUCCAUCAAGCAAGAUCAAAACAAAAGCAAUUGAGAAAUGGGCUAAAAGGCUCAGAUCCAUAGACACUUACUUAGAAUGAGACCAUGAAGAGCUCGCCAACUUUGAGUUUAAAUGGGCAACAGAAGAAAAUGUCCCCGCUCUUAAAGAAUUUGGAAAAGAAUUCUUCAACCAAAUCGGAACUAUUGGAGCAGGGAACCAUUUCUGUGAGCUUCAAGUAUUCGAAGAAAUCCUAGACCAAGAAGAAUUUGAAAAAGCUAAUUUCACUGAAGAUUCUGCAUACUUAUUAGUACAUAGUGGUAGCAGAGGGUAUGGGAAACACGUAUUAGAUAAAUUUAUCACAGAAUAUCAGCAAAAUGGAGUGAAAGGGUUCGAACCAGACACUCCUGAAUACGACCAAUACCUCCAAGAACACGAUGACGCCUGUAAUUUUGCCAAACGGAACAGAGCAUGCAUUGCCAUGAGAUUCAUUAAAGAAUUGCUCGGAGACAGUGAAGCUUUAGAUGAAGCAGAGGGCGAGUUCAACCAAGAAGAAACCAAAAUUGAUGUUCAAACAGAUAUCAAAAUCCUUGACAGGCUCGACUGAUCCAUUGAUAUCUGGCAUAAUUAUAUGGAAAUCGAAGAAAAAUUGAUUCCAACAACCCAAGUCGACCCAUUGGACGAAGACUGGAAAAGUUGCGAUCUAAUCAAACAGAAAGUGGUGAUUCAUAGGAAAGGAGCCACACCAGCAGACAAAGGAUAUGUAGUCAUCCCAGGAAGCAGGGGAUCAUACUCCUACUUAGUAAAGCCACUUGAGGAGAACGCUUGGCUUAGCGGCUACUCCUUAGCACAUGGAGCUGGUCGAAAAAUGAGUAGGUCCAAAGCAUUAGCUAAGGGAAAACACACUCAUAAAAAUAUCGAAUCUCUUCUGAAAACUCCUCUUGAAAAUAGAGUUGUCUGUGAGAACAAGGACCUCCUAUACGAGGAAGCCCCAGAGGCUUACAAGAAAGUAGAAGAUGUUGUAUCCGAUCUUGAAUACUUCAACCUGAUCAAAAUAAUAGCAGUCUUAAAACCAGUCAUGACCUACAAAUUUAAGAAAGAUCAGAGGAAGAAUGACAAAUAAGCAGCUGUGAUUGGAUAAUUCAACACAAAAU